Messenger RNA from Onychomys torridus (southern grasshopper mouse), 2076 nucleotides. It is a transcript of the gene Knop1, whose product is annotated as lysine rich nucleolar protein 1. The record is from RefSeq and is a predicted model, not a curated record. The transcript is spliced from 5 exons. NCBI's taxonomy places the organism in Eukaryota, Metazoa, Chordata, Mammalia, Rodentia, Cricetidae. The coding region runs from base 502 to 1887 and encodes 461 amino acids.
ACGCUCCUCCGCUGGGUUCGAAUCCGUGUUCUGCCCCUUGCUGACUUUGGUGAUUUAACGUCUCCGAGGCCUAUGAGUUUUUGGGGUCACACCAACUCUGUCUGAGGCUUCCGUGGGAAUUUAAAAGUGCUUUAAGACAGGGCGUACGGGCCCUCAUCUGUAAUUGCAGCACGCGGGAUGCUGAGGCAGGAGGAUCACGAGUUACACACCAGCCCGGACGGUGCAGCCAAACUUUAUCUGAAAAAUAAAGCACUUUUGAAGAAAGCAUGUGGUUUUAGGUGAUGCAGUGUAGGUUCAUUUCCCCUGGUGAGAGUGGAGACCUGUACAGUUCCAGGGCUGGAAAGGAGGAUGUUACAGAGUGCUGAGUGGCAGAACCGAAAAGUGGGUUAAGCUGACUCCCGGGACUUUCUUACUCCGAUCACCUGCCCUGACCACUACCCCCCAUCCUGUAGCAUCCUGGUCUUACCACCCUCCAGGGGCUUGUUUCUUCCUCUCUUUGGAAUGGUCACCAAGACUCAGAAAGUAGACCUGGGCCCACAGCUUCCAGAGAAGAAGAAAAAGAAGAAGAAGAAAAAGAAGGUGGUUACACAGGUCACAGAUCCAGAGACUCAGUACUCAGUCUUAAAUAGUAAUGAUUUUUUCAUCGAUGGUUCUCCUCCAAGGGCCACAUCCCCCUCUAACAAUGUGGGUGAAGGGCAGGUCUCUGAGAUGCCACUGGGCAAGAGAAAGAAGAAAAAAAAGUCCCCCAGUACUCACUUGGAGGAGCGCCUGGACUCUAAGGCUGCACGAGCAGGACGGAAAAAGUCCUCCAGCCCUCGAAGGCAGGUCCGUGAGCAGUCAGCAGAAAGCCUCAGUGGAGAGAAGAAAAAGAAGAGGAGGAAGUCCUUACCACAGGUUACCUCCCAGUGCUCAGGGCUGAAGACCUCCCUAGACCCCAGGCAUGCUGAGAAGGUAAGCAAAGCCAGUAAGAAGUCCAAAAAACACAGGAAAGAAAAGAAGGUUCUGAACACUGAAGCGUUUCCUCCCCAGGACUCUUGGCUCUGUGAGGCUGGGGAUGCUCUGCACCCAUGCUCAGGGUGGGCAGAGGCUGGGGAGCAGGCAGCCUUGGGCCAGAAAAGGAAACAGGGGAGAUCCAGAGAGCACAGCAUGAAGAAGAAGAAGAAGAAGAAGAGCCACCAAGAGGGAGACAUCCUCCCAGUCCACUCCAAGCUCUCCGUGGAGAACAGCCUGAAGAAAGGAAGUAAGAAGUCAGUCAGAAGUGAAGCUUUGGACUAUAUCCCUAUAGAUAGCCCAAAGGCCUCCGGGAAGAAAGGGAAACUCAAGAAAAAGGUGGACCAGCCAGAUGGGGAAGGGCUGUCUGUGAGAAGGAAGAAAAAGAAGAGGAAAGAGAGUGAAGUAAAGGAAGACCCUGGGCAGGAGGAAGAAGAGGGGUCGGACACAGACCUGGAGGUGGUACUGGAAAAGAAAGGCAACAUGGAUGAGGCCUGCAUAGAUCAGGUGAGGCGGAAGGCUUUACAAGAAGAGAUUGAUCGUGAGUCGGGCAAGACAGAGGCUUCAGAACCCAGGAAGUGGACGGGAACCCAGUUUGGCCAGUGGGACACUGCUGGCUUUGAAAACGAAGAACAGAAGCUGAAAUUCCUGAAGCUUAUGGGUGGCUUUAAGCAUCUUUCCCCAUCAUUUAGCCGCCCUCCCAGCAUGUCUAGCAGGUCCAACAUGGCCCUGAACAAGAAGUCUUCAGACAUGCUCCAACAGAAUCUCCAGCGGGACUAUGACCGGGCCAUGAGCUGGAAGUACAAUCGUGGGACUGGCCUGGGCUUUUCCUCUGAGGCCCGCAAGGUCUUCUACAUUGACCGGAACGCCUCCAAGUCUAUCAAGUUGCAAGAUUAAAUUUUAUUGUUCUGUUCCUGUUCUUGAUCAGUUUUGCAUCUGCCAAGUUGGUCUGAAUUAAUCACCUGCAGAUAAUUGAGGACCACUCACGAUGAGUUUUGGACAGGCAGGUGGAAGCUGCUUGUGUGUCAGGAGCCAGUACCAGUGGCUAAAACCUCCUAUUUUCUAUAUUAAACCUUCAUCUCUUUG